Molecule: messenger RNA, 1361 nt
Organism: Vavraia culicis subsp. floridensis
Lineage: Eukaryota; Fungi; Microsporidia; Pleistophoridae
Exons: 1
Coding region: 29-1006 (325 amino acids)
Source: RefSeq, a predicted model, not a curated record
AAACUACACUGUUUUCAAAAAAGAACGAAUGAUAUUCCUAUUUCUAUACAAUUUUAUAAGAACAGGUGAUGCAAUGAUAUGUAAUGACGUGAACACCAAUGGUUUCACGGACAGUAAUAUAAUGGCUGGAAUGUAUACGCCCAACAAGGAAGCGCUGAACUGUCGAUCGACCGGGCAGUUCGAUAAACUGCCCUCCAACAUACCAUUCAUUAAUACAGGCGGUACACAAGAAUCGUACACGCCCACCAGCUACGUACAAGUUGGACAACCUGUGUACACCGGAGCAGCAAGCGCAACGUAUACACCUCAGCCAGCACAGUAUAGUUACCCACAGACGAACAGCUCAUAUCAACUUUCUUCGGUACCGCAGGCACAAAUGCCCCUGAACAGUCCGCUAAACGUGAAUGCCCUGCAGCCAAUCAACGAUAAAAAGUUUGCAAAUCCAUGUGAUAACACGGAUGAUGAAGACAUGUUUAAAGAAUGUAUAAAGAAGGCUUUAAAAUCGCUGCGCUCUAUCAUAAACAACUGCAAAAAAACAUUGGGUAAUGUCGAGGUCUGCUGCAUCGAUGACAAAUGCCUGGAAUCACUAAAAGGUAUACCGUUCGGUAAGGAUGCAUGUGAGGUGCGCAAAGAAAGAAUGUGCAGAGAUGAGUGUAGCAGCAAUAGCAUAUAUGGAACCAGCAAGGACAGUUGCAAUAAACGCAAGGAUGACUGUGAUAUGCAUAGGGAUGACUGCGAUAUGCACACAGAUAAAUGUGAUGAUGAGGGAAAUGAAGGUAGGAGAAAGCAUAGAAAAGGCAAAAGCCGGAAGAGAAACAAACGUAAGGGACAUAAAAAUGACAGAGAAGGUGAUGAGGAUGAUAGCGAAGUCUCAGACAGCGACGAAGACGAGUAUAAGAGCAAGAAUAGAAAAAAAAACGAGAGGGACAAGAAAAAAGAAAAAGAAAGAAAGAAAAAGAAGACAAGGAGAGAAAGGAAAAAAUUGACAAGAACAUUGCCAUUUUAAAUGAUUUUAUAAAUUAUUUACAGAUGAAAACACAAGAACUGAAGGAGUCGGACGAAAAGAAAAAUCAAGCAACUGCAAAAAAUCAGCAAAAUAACACCCCUACGGGUACAUACAACGCCAAUCCUGGCGAUCAGAAAGAACUGGUGGGAAAGGACGCGGUGUGUAUAGAUUUAUGUUGAUUCAAUAGUUGGUACUAUAGUGCUAUAUUACACGACUGUUACACGUUUUAAUAGAUUAAUCGUUGACCGAUCCUCUAUUCACAAUUAAUUAGGAUAUAUGAACUCUGUGUUUAUGUAUAGAUUGGGAGUUUAGCAAUUUAUCACAAAUCCAAUAAAUUAAAUGAGCUUAUUUAGAA